This is a messenger RNA of Xylaria bambusicola, 1310 nucleotides long. Its product is annotated as proteasome component PRE2. The record is from RefSeq and is a predicted model, not a curated record. NCBI's taxonomy places the organism in Eukaryota, Fungi, Ascomycota, Sordariomycetes, Xylariales, Xylariaceae. Bases 262 to 1119 code for a protein of 285 amino acids. Gene Ontology annotation, molecular function: threonine-type endopeptidase activity. Gene Ontology annotation, cellular component: proteasome core complex. The transcript is spliced from 2 exons.
AGUUGUUACGCAAGGUAGGUAGGUACCUACCCAGCCAGCACUGACGCGUGAGACCAGCUGCCUGCCUUGACUUGGUACCAACGUUAGAUACCAGCAUCAGCCAUCUCAGCAACCUACGAUCGUUUUCACCACCAAGUGGCAGAAAUCGAACAGAAUCCCGAUACUUCCUCGUACCUAACCUUGAGGAUAUUCAAACAGCCAAUACUGUGUCUCUUUCUACCCUUCGUUUCUCCCACUUCCGUUCGGUUCUGUUCGUUCGACAUGGAUAGUCUCGUUGCCAAAUACAGCCGUCCCGCGGCUUUCCAGAACGAAACUCUUGGAGAGGACCAACAUGACGACUUCCAAAAUGACAUGAGCUCGAGCUUGUCCCUGAAGUUUGCUAUGCCCCCAGUCUCACAGCCCUCUGCCUGGCUCCGAGCUGCCACGGACGACCGGUCGAACCCCAACUGCCCAAUCAAGAUCGCCCACGGUACUACAACACUAGCAUUCCGGUUCCAAGGAGGCAUUAUCGUGGCAACGGACUCGCGUGCAACGGCGGGCAACUGGAUUGCCUCACAGACGGUGAAGAAGGUGAUCGAGAUCAACAGCUGUCUGCUGGGCACCAUGGCCGGCGGUGCCGCCGACUGCCAGUACUGGCUGGGAUGGCUGGGGAUGCAGUGUCGCCUACACGAGCUACGACACAAGCGACGCAUCAGCGUAGCCGCGGCUUCUAAGAUACUGGCCAACCUCGUCUACAACUACAAAGGAAUGGGGCUGUCUAUGGGGACCAUGUGCGCCGGCGUGACGCCUGAGGAGGGCCCCGCGCUCUACUACAUCGACUCGGACGGCACUCGGCUUGCGGGCAACCUGUUUUGCGUCGGAUCCGGUCAGACCUUUGCCUACGGUGUCCUCGACGCCGAGUACCGGUACGAUCUGUCUGAUGAGGACGCUCUAGAGCUCGGGCGCCGGUCCAUCCUCGCCGCUACUCACCGCGAUGCUUUCUCCGGUGGUUUCAUCAACUUGUACCAUGUGAAGGAGGAAGGUUGGGUCAAGCACGGCUUCAACGACACAAACCCUAUCUUCUGGAAGACGAAGCUCGAGAAGGGCGAGUUCACAAAUGUUACUAGCGAGCUAGAUUAGAGUCUAGGUUUCUCCGUUAUGUUAAGGCCGGCAACUACCGUAUAAUAUGAAGCUCAACCAAAUCACAGGGUCAUAGGACCAUUCCAACUUUUAGAUGUGAGCCUUAGACGACAGGUCCCAGAGGUAGACGGAUGCUACAGCCUGGCCGGGGUGAUGAACCGGCAUGGUGAACUGUAUGUUUAACGAAUUGC